Nilaparvata lugens (brown planthopper) is the source of this 1142-nucleotide messenger RNA. RefSeq names its product radial spoke head 14 homolog. NCBI's taxonomy places the organism in Eukaryota, Metazoa, Arthropoda, Insecta, Hemiptera, Delphacidae. Gene Ontology annotation, molecular function: protein binding. The record is from RefSeq and is a predicted model, not a curated record.
AAGUACAUUAGUUUGUCUUUGCUAUUGAGAUACAAAUUAAUUCAACUGCAAAAUUAAUUAAAAUGUAAAUAGCUAAAAUCAUCCUAUUGUCUGUAUGUCCGAAGAACAUGUGUUAUUGAAUCUGUCAUAUUGUACGUUAAUCAAUCUUAUUGAAUAAAAACGAUUGAUUUCAAAAAUAAAGAUUAAAAUUUUCAAAUCAACAUUUUAAAGUUGAGAAGCUAAAAAUUUGUUAUACAUAAUGGCGGAACAAAAUAAUUAUUUCAAGGUUAAUCGAGGACUCAGGCAUUUCCGUCAGGAUAUGUUGGAAGCUGAUUACAUAGAAUCUGGACCCUUGAAAUAUGAUGCUACUAUUUUUGGUCCCCAUGUUGAUGGCACUAAAAGACAAGUAGCAUUUGGCAGAUGGGCUAUCCCAAAACUUAGAAAAGAGUUACUUCACAGUGACUUGACGAUUGCCAGACAAGCUUUGGUGUCCCUAUUGGAUUUUGCACAUGAUCCAGAACAAGCACAAGACAUUAUCAGAUUAAAUGUUUUGGCAAGAUUGGUUCGAAUGAUACUAUCAGAAGACGACUUCAUUCGUUAUCAUACUCUCUUGGUUUUGAAUGUUUUGGCAACUCAACCCAAUGGAGCUCAAGCCAUUGUCAACAAACAGUUCAUUAUAAAAAAUUUAUCAAAAGUUAUACCUGAUGAAAAUCCUAAAAUAAGGAAACAGGCAGCGAAUACAAUUGAAACACUUGGCAAGAGUGUGUUUGCAUUCUCCUGCUUAAUUGAUAACGAAUUUGAUCAGCAUCUUGUUGAAAGAGUUGGACUGGAGGAAGAUAUUGAUGCUCUGAUUGCCGUCCUCAGCGCUCUCGAAGCCUUCAUGAGCAAUUCAGGCAAAGCAACCGACUAUGCAAUUGAACAAGGACUGUGCGAAACAAUUUCAAUCUAUUUAAGUCACGACAGAGCAGAAGCGAAACUUGCCACACUGAAAGUUCUGCAACUUAUGCUGAUGAGACGAGCAGGAAAGCUAGCGGCUGAAAACUGUUCGGUGGAUAUGGUUUUGGAGCUGACUAAUCUGCUCGAACACGAAAACGAGGAUGUUGUACAGGAAGCUGCCAUGGCUUUGGGGCUGCUCUUCAUCACCACUAACAGUAAACUCAAAG